AGGGCGGUGGACUCAGCGGGCUGAGGGGGGGGGGGACUUGAAUAAAAACAUUUUUUUUACAAAUAAAUUUAAUUUAAAGUUAGAAACACCGUCACGUGCCGACUCAACGGAACGUUGGUUGCAUCUUUUUAUUAACGGUUAACGUUGAUGACGGAAACAACGACUUUCGGUGCGUGGUUGGUCCCCACGAGCGAGUGGUAGAGUCCGAUUUUCCGUUCCCCCCUCCCCCCCCCUCGUCUUGAGGGCCGAGUGGUCGAGUCCGAGCCGGGUUUGGCGGGAACUAAAGACGCGGGCUCCCUCCGGCAGCAGAUUCCCACCGACAACAAGAAGCGAUGGGCUCCAGCGACUCGCCACCCCCAGAGCGGCGUCGUGCUUGGUUGGUGGACGACGGGACGACUCGUGGUCCCCGAGAUGCGCAGCAGGAGGAGGAGGAGGGCCGUGUUACGAAGCGGGACGCUGUGGAGACGCGGGACCCGGACCUCGCCCUCAGGAGCCCAGUCCGCCCCGAGCGGGGCACCCGCGACGACUCCAGGCGCAGCAGCCGCGACCCACACGGGCGGAGACCCGAGCACCCAUCUCAGAGUCGUGGCUUGCGACUCGAGCGGAGACGAUUUCCCGAGGACAAUGAGACGGAGACACGGAGAUACAAGCCUCUGUCACGAUGCGCUGGCUCUGCACCGACAGUCUCCUCGCGUAAGCGUUCCUGCUCUGGCUUGACUGACUGGGCCUCCGCUGUGGAGGAUGAUGACGACAGACGCUCACAGAUCCAGGAAGAGAUGAAGAGGGUGAACGCAGAAGGACUGCCCAGCAAGGCCAGUGACAUGGAGACGGACGAGGAGGUGCUCGUGCGGCGCCAGAAGCAGAUCGACUACGGCAAGAACACGCUGGCGUACGAGAGCUACGUGGAGGGGGUGCCGCGGCACCUGCGUGAGCCGGGCAAACACCCACGCACGCCCAACAAGUUCAAGAAGUACAGCCGACGCUCCUGGGACCAGCAGAUCCGGCUGUGGCGCCGGGCACUGCAUGCCUGGGACCCCGAGUCCACGGAGGGCGCCGACGACUCCCUGCAGCCCAUAGCUGAGCUGGUGCUGCAGGAUGGCUUGGACGACCUGUGAUACGACGGUGGCGGUGGCAGUGGUGCUUGGUGGUAACUGCCACAACAGUUUCCAGAGUUUGGUCAUUUGCUACACGGUGGUGCGGAGAUCCAGCGACCCUCACACACGUCAAUCUUGGCACACACACGUGGACUCAGUGACGAUUAGCAUUAGGUAGGUGGCACACACACAUACUGGUGUCGUUCCAGUGUGCAGGAGGUGCAACUGCUUUGGUGCCCAUAGCCUGGAGUGUCCUAGGCGCUGGGGUACAGUGUGGUGAAAUUGGACAGGGGGGGGGGCCCCAUUUCAUUUGCACAAGGACCAUGCCAACUGCGCUAUGCCAAUGUAUUGCAUUGAGACCUAUAGACUUACAUGGAGAUCCAUAGAAUUACAUGUAGAUGCAAACUAACAGCGAUUUCAUUGACCUACAUGCACUUAAAUAGACCCAUAGACCAACAUGUAUUUACAUCGGUGAUAUAGCUAUUGAGUGUGCAGGUUGUGCAGCUGCAUUGCUGCACGAGUCCACGGGCAGGAGGGGGGGCAGGUCCUGGGCUAUGAAGAGGGGGUAAUGUGAUAGGGACCCAACCCCCCUCCCCCCCCGCACAUGCAGCCACUGACCUCUCGUUUGCCCGGUUUCCACGAGCAACAACCCGAUUGUGAACUCGAGUUUCCGCCCCAGACAGCGUCACGUGUUGCCAUUAUCUUUGCGCUACUUGAAAUGGCAGAAGAUUUUGUUUGCGGCCUGAAUUUCCCAGGCGGGUGUUGAUUUCAUGGGCUGGCCUAGAAUUCCCUGCGUCUGAUUUCGCUCAGAGAUCAGUAAGUUGUCAAACACGUUACAAUAAAUAAUGUAGGGUGACAGGAUCAAUCAAUUGUACAUUUAACGAUUUAAGUUAAUUUGGUUAGCAACCCAAUCUUGACCUUUGUUGCGCACAUAUUUCUGGGACAGGUGAUCUUGCAACAUAAUAUAAGUAACUGCAGAUUGCGGAAUCCCCAAUUUAACCAAUUCGAGUUACCCUUCAACUCGAGUUCUGGGUGAGAGAUGAGGCCAACCCUAGUUGGCGGGCCUACAGAAACCUGAUGUUUGCUGGACACAAGCCUCAAAGUCGAAAUAUUUUCUUGGCCAAAUUAGUAUUGAAGUGGUGAUCGUCUCUCAUGUUUAUAGCUCUGAAAGAUUAGACGAAAAUCUGUAUUCCUUACCCGGGAAAUCCCCGUUAACUUCCCCACAACAUGAUAUAAAUUGUAUUGGCCCCGGAGACAUGAUGUGCCGAGUCAAUUCCCCAAACUCACAACUUUUAUGAUUGUGAGAUGCUUACUCCACUACUGAGCCACCUGGCCUGACUUAAGGUCACGUGCAUACAUACACACACACGCGCGCGCGAGAGGCCAAAGUGAAAAGAGUAAGUGGACUCGGUCACUCGGAGUUCCCUGUCCUCUGCCAGUUCUGUUCGCGUGGCCCCCGUGACCUCUGUGCCGACGUGGGUGGGCCUCCUGCCAUGUUCACUGGAUAUCCCUGCCAUGGACAUUCCCCUCCCCACCACUUGCCUCGCGCCUCAGGCGGCAGGCAUCGACACUGUCCCUCGCCGUUUCACGUUCGGAUGUUUUUAAUGUUGCGUGAGUGUCGUGGAGGUGUGUGCAUGUGACGGCUGCCUGGCGUCACUGCCAAAUUGUUUGGAAUAAAAGUUUCAAAAGUC
Molecule: messenger RNA, 2785 nt
Organism: Lethenteron reissneri (Far Eastern brook lamprey)
Lineage: Eukaryota; Metazoa; Chordata; Hyperoartia; Petromyzontiformes; Petromyzontidae
Gene: SLBP
Product: stem-loop histone mRNA binding protein
Biological process (GO): mRNA transport; mRNA 3'-end processing by stem-loop binding and cleavage
Cellular component (GO): histone pre-mRNA 3'end processing complex; cytoplasm
Molecular function (GO): histone pre-mRNA stem-loop binding; mRNA binding
Source: RefSeq, a predicted model, not a curated record